Seriola dumerili (greater amberjack) is the source of this 3279-nucleotide messenger RNA. RefSeq names its product transcriptional-regulating factor 1-like. The record is from RefSeq and is a predicted model, not a curated record. Gene Ontology annotation, biological process: negative regulation of DNA-templated transcription; regulation of transcription by RNA polymerase II. Lineage: Eukaryota; Metazoa; Chordata; Actinopteri; Carangiformes; Carangidae. The coding region runs from base 179 to 3178 and encodes 999 amino acids. The transcript has 11 exons. Gene Ontology annotation, molecular function: transcription corepressor activity. Gene Ontology annotation, cellular component: histone deacetylase complex; transcription regulator complex.
UUAUAAGACUCUACACUCGAAACAGUGGAGAACGAAAGAGCAAAAAAGUCAGAAAGAAUUAUGAAGAAAAUCAGAAGAACAACCAGAACCCGAAAACAUGAACAACAGGGGACGCACAUGUGUGAAAAGGAAAUUAAGCACCAAGAACUGGCACUCUAGCUAAACCCAUCAAACGAUCAUGGAUGACCGUUCCUUCCCCAACCUUCACCACCAUCGCCACCGCCCAUCCUUUCACCUCACCUUGCCCAGCCUUCAGAGCCCAGAAGCGGGAUACCAGCCAGUCCUGGACUCCCUGGAGCAGUAUGGAAACAGAGGGGAAGAAUCUGCGUCUUUCCCGGCUUCAAACACCUCUUCUGGGGGAAAAAGGGGGAGCAGUGGGGGUGAUAGAGGCUUCCAAAAUACAAGUUUGGAUGGAGAUGCUAGCUUGGGAGGCCAUCUUGACAGAGAUAGUGGGUUAGGUAGCCAUUUUGCUGACACCUGGUAUGUUAGUGGCAAAAAAGAGGACGUUUGGGAAGACGGCGAGAGUUGUGAAAGCAUUGCAGAUGAUUUUUAUAGUAAAGGUGAUUGCUACAGUAACACAAAUGAUGGUUUUUACACCAUGAAUUGUGGCAGUGAGGAGGGACUCAGGCGUAAACUCAGAGCAAGCUAUAAUAAUCAUGCCCAGGUUAGCUGUGAAGCUAAAAGUGAACCAGUUUAUAACAGGGAGGCUAGCAUUAGCCACUUUACUAAACAAACUACUUCCCACAACAGAAGUGCUGCAGGAAGCUUUAGUGACAGCAGUAUAGAGUAUUGUAGGACAGAUUCACGAGUGAGUGAUAAUUAUUUAGGAAGAGAAGAGGACUAUGGGUCCAGCUGUGGCUCAGGUGAGGAUCAGCUUCAACCAACUGAGCUUGAGGGACCGUGGCUCAGUGUCUCUCCCUCGAGUCAGACCGGAGAAGGGAGGUGGAGAGGAGCAGCAGACACCCUUACUUUGGCCUCAGGGUGCCUACCACUGAGGUCACCUAUCACCAUCAACAGUGGGACGUACCCUCAGAAACUGGACUCGUUUUCUGAGGCUUUCCUCUCUCAGCGAAAGAGAAGAUUCCCUCAGGUUCCCAGUGGGGAGUCCUCAGGACAGAUGUGGGAAUUUGGAGUAGGGAAAGGAGAAAGCCCUGGAUUGGUCAAGUCAAGGAACAGCUGUGCUUUUGAUUCAGACUGCUACCUGCCUCCUUCCUCCUCCUCCUCACCUGCUCACCCUUCUCUUCCGUCUUUCCCCUCUCCUCCCACGUCAUCUCACCUCAUGUCUUCAGUUCUUAGUCCUCCUCCCACACCUCUACCUCCUCCGUCUCACUCGCCCUCCAAAAUGGACUCUCCCAGUGCAUUCGUUGGAACUGGACAUUCAGUUUCCCUGGGGGGAGAAUCAAUUGGUACGCUCCAGUUUUUCUCUUCCCGCCUUCAGUCUCUCCCAUCUGUCCAUUCCCCUGGGAUGUUAUGGAGGUUUCCAGUACCGUCACAUUGCUUUCCACAGUCGUCGGGCGACCCAGGCAGCAAUGAGGGCAACCUAAGAUCUUCCCAUGGUGCUGAGUAUAGCAACAUCACAGCCCCACACGACAUCCUUCAGUCUCCUGAGCCGUCAUUCCUUACCUCCCCAUCACAUCAUUCAUCCCUCCACCCUCCACCCAGAGCCCUGUGUCCCUUGAACACUCCAUCUCUCCAUCUCUCCCCACAUCUUCCCUCUCCUCCACCCCACCUUUCAGCAGAAAAGGUAGCUCCUUACUUGGUGACCCAUAAAGUAAAGAAUGGACCAGCCUCUCUUAACCAGCCACAGCUACAGCAAGUAGCCUCUCUGGUCUACACUGGAACACCCUUUCCCAGUAUCCUUCACUCCAGCAGGGGUCAGACGAGGGGCCACUACACUCCCCGACCCCUCCUCAAUCCAGUUCGCAGGGGGACGGGGCUGUACUCCCCCCUCUCAUCUCUCCAUCACAGAGAGGACAAAACAUUCGCAGAAGAGGAGGAGGAAGGCGGUGUGUUACACUAUGUCAAUGUAGGUAAAGAGUUCCAGGCAGAGCUUCCUCCGUGCUUUGCGAAUGGCAAGGACUCAGAGGUGUGGCCACCAGAGGAGGAGUCCCCCAGGGAACAGUUGCUCUGGAAACCAUCGGAGGAGCUGGAUGAGAGCGCUAACUUACAAAAGCAAGUGGAGACACUGUUGUCCAUGUGUAGUUCAAGCUGCCUACCAGGAGGGGGCAGUAACACAGAGCUGGCUCUGCACUGCCUGCACUACUGCCACGGGAACACAAUGGGCACUCUGGAGAUGCUUCUGUUUUCACAGCCCUCACCAACAGGAGACUACCACUACUCUGGUAGUGAUUUUUGGACAGACACUGAAAAGAGUCUAUUCAGCACAGCUCUGGGGACUUACGGAAAAGACUUUUCACUCAUACAGAAAAUGGUAAGCACUAAGACAGUGAGCCAGUGUAUUGAAUUUUACUACCUGAGUAAGAAGCUCCUGGACAAGCAGAAGAAACAGAAGGAGGAAGAGAGUAGAGAUGGAGAACUGGAGCGGCAGAAAAGUGCAACACCCAUCUGUCAGCCAGUGGACAAACAGUUUGGACUGGAGGAGGCGGUUCCUGUGCCCUCAUUGGCCAGCUUCUUUCCCUGCAAGCUGUGUGGCAAAAUGUUCUAUAAAAUCAAGUCCCGUAACGCUCACAUGAAAAUCCACCGCCAGCCUCAGGAGGACUGGACCGACAGGCGGCUGCAGCACCAGCUCCUCACCCAGCGCCUGGCCCUCAGUCGCACCGCCAACCUCAUGCCCACCUCAGGCAGUAAUCUGCUCCCAACUCAGGCUCCAGCUCUGACCUUUCCCUCCUCUGGCCUCACUGGAACAUCAAGCAAUGCAGACAAUAUCCUCAACUCUGUAACCAAUAGCAAUGCCAUCACUCCCAGCAAUGCCAAUGUCCUGGAUCCCAGCACUGCAGUGACGUAUGGCAACAUCGCUGCUUCAAACUCUCAUGUAAUCACCAAUAUUGGCACUAGUGACUCAAAUCAAAGAGAGCCCGCCACCAUCUUACCUUUCCACCAGUCAUGGGGCUCAUUUGGACAUGGCCCCAACCCUGCGGCCUUCUACUGCAACGCAGAUGGGAAAGAGGAUGUAGGAAAUGGGUCGGUGGGGGGGAAAGAGCCAAUCAACUGGCAGUAGUGUUUAACUCUCCCAAAAGCAUUACUAGCACUGAGGUCUCAGAUUUCAAACUGAAAUUCAAACUCAUUUUUUAUUCAAACUUAUGUAUUUUUUAAACUCAG